CAUCAAUAUGGUUGUUUCUGAUGGAUUGAAGGAGGUUGGAGUUGCUGUGGAGAGGGUAAGGGAUUGUGUGAAAUGGGUGAAGUCAUCCCCAGCUCGGAUGGCAAAGUUCAAGAAAGGCAUUGAGUAUCUAGAUAUGGAUGGGAAAAGACUGUUGUCUUUGGAUGUUCCGACUAGGUGAAAUUCCACCUAUCUGAUGUUGGAUUCCGCGGAGAGGUUUGAGCAGGUUUUUACGAUCAUGUAUGCUAGUCCUACUGAUUCUUCCUUUCGAGAGUAUGUGGAUUCAAAGAAGAGUCUUCCAACUGAAGAUGAUUGGAGCAGUAUUAGGCGGCUCAUGAAGUACCUGAAGUUCUUCUAUGAGCUUACUCUUCGUGUAUCAGGAACAUCAUAUGUCACUGCACAUACUUUCUACAAAGCCAUUGUGGAUAUUCAUGAAGUGAUAGCAAAAUUGAAGAAAGAUGCAGAUAGACAUAUACAAAGAAUGGCAUUGAGAAUAGAGGAAAAGGUGAGAAAGUAUUGGUUUGAGAAUGAUGUUGCU
This is a messenger RNA of Linum tenue, 535 nucleotides long. Lineage: Eukaryota; Viridiplantae; Streptophyta; Magnoliopsida; Malpighiales; Linaceae. The record is from the annotation of a GenBank genome assembly.